Molecule: messenger RNA, 1955 nt
Organism: Topomyia yanbarensis
Lineage: Eukaryota; Metazoa; Arthropoda; Insecta; Diptera; Culicidae
Gene: Sse
Exons: 5
Coding region: 167-1891 (574 amino acids)
Biological process (GO): proteolysis; meiotic chromosome separation
Cellular component (GO): nucleus; cytoplasm; centrosome
Molecular function (GO): cysteine-type endopeptidase activity
Source: RefSeq, a predicted model, not a curated record
UUCAACAUCUUGAUUUUACCGCACCAUAAAAAGUCGUUUGUGAUCGGGCAGUUGGCGAUCGAUAAUAAAUUGAACAUCGAAUGUGCCUUAACCAUUGAAUAAUAGUACAAAUCAGUUUAUACGUUAGUUAAUAUUUCUUAGGUUAAUAGUUUUACAUGCUAGUUCAAUGCCUCUCCACACGAAGCAUAACGUUGCUUUAUCCAGUACGAGAUUACUUAGCGAAGCGGAUCGUUCCUACCGCGCAGGCAGAGAAACGGAUGCAAUUUACUAUUCGACGGAGGCUCUGUGUACGGGACUACAUAACAAGUUUGAUAAUGCUGGUCGCCGGCUACCGCAAAGUGAAAGUUCGCUCGUGUCAAUACUUGGAGAGCUCAACUGUGAUGCACCUCCAGUAUCUAAACCUUAUGAUCCAGCCGUUGGCUUCCCUUUAAUACAUCAACGAUGUUUGCUAUUCCCGGAGCAAUGGACCAUUUUUCAAAUUAAUAAAUCCUACACUCCUCGCUGGAAUCUUCUGACACACCAGCAACGGUUGCAAGAGAGAACAUCAAUCGAUCUGGUACUGUUUACUUAUCCAAACUCUGAGAUAAUGGGCGGCAAACCUAUAAUGAUUCGUAUCGAUCCUCCAAAUGAUCUUGAGUUUUAUUCGCUAGUAUCCUCGAUUCCAGUGAAGGUAAAAAAAGAUUUGCAGGAAGAGUGCGAGUCAGGUCUGUUGCGCCACGAAGAAAUGGAAACUUAUAUUUCCAACGUAAUCGAUCGACUAACUGCCUUUCUUGGUCCUUGGAUCGUUUUGUUUAGUGGCAAAUUUAUCUCGUCAAAGGAUCAACAGGUGGAGGCAGAGAUCUUCAAUCGAGUAGAGGAUUUCUGUAUUGUUAAUAAGCGCAGCAAACGGGAUCAGGUGCUAAUUUCAUUAGUUGCCAGACGGUUGGAUAUGAUUGAUCAGGAGACGAUAUAUCGUUUCUGCUUUAAAAUGACAAGCAGCGACGAAAGUUUGCUGACGAAGUUGUUUAAUUUUCUCGUUGACUUGAAGGAGCGUAAAUUCGACCAGAAUCAAAGAUUAGACUGCUAUCCGUGCCUAAUGAUUGUGGGCGAGCUGGUCGACUGUUACCCCUGGGAAGCAGUGAACACAAAUCAGGAAUUCAGUCGUCUUGGUUCAUUUCGAAUCUUGUGGCAACUGUACGAGGCGCAUAAGGCUAAUAUUUUGCGAGGAUACCUGCGGGUUCCAGUGAAAAAUUGCUACAAUAUCAUCAACCCAGAUAAAAGCUUGGUAAAAAUGAGUGCUCGGCUGCAAGCUUUCUAUAAAGAGUGGUACCCGGAAUUCAAACUGAUCGUCGAUCAGCCUCCAGCGGAUGGCGAGCUCUCUACGAUCCUGCAAGAGGCUGAUGUAAUGAUAUACAACGGUCACGGUAGCGGUCUCCAGUUCAUGGAUGGUGAUACGAUUCUUCAACACAACAUAAAAAGUUUGAUCUUUCUGUUUGGCUGCGAUUCAGUACGACUCUUUCCCAAAGGACUAUUCAGUGAAAUGACUGGAAGUCAUUUGUACUACAAUAUCGCAAAAUGCGCCGCAAUUGUUGGUGCUUUGUGGGUGCUGACUGAUUUCUACACCGAUUACUAUUCCAUAAUGUUGGUUGGUGGCUGGAUUCCAACGGGUAAUCCGAAGAUGCGUGAAUAUUCUGUUACCGAUUUGGAUCCAUCAGCUUUCAAAAAUGGAACACUGGUCCUGCAGAAUAAACCGAAUCUCGUACUGGAGGAGCAUUGCGAAGACAAUCUACUAUCACUGAUGGCACUGUUCCGUCGGCGGAAGUGGCUUCCGAAGCGAAUCCGCUACGCCAUGGUGUGCCGUGGUCUCCCUACGAUCAAUGACACGUAUUUUGACGAUAACCUAAGUGAUUAACUGUCGAUUGUACCUAGUCAACAAUGUAAUAUAAUAAGGGACCCCAAACGAAAGAACUUCUGUC